Molecule: messenger RNA, 5027 nt
Organism: Chelmon rostratus (copperband butterflyfish)
Lineage: Eukaryota; Metazoa; Chordata; Actinopteri; Chaetodontiformes; Chaetodontidae
Product: nardilysin-like
Exons: 31
Coding region: 66-3377 (1103 amino acids)
Biological process (GO): proteolysis
Molecular function (GO): metalloendopeptidase activity; metal ion binding
Source: RefSeq, a predicted model, not a curated record
CCAAACUUCCAUCAUCAUUAAGCUAGCGGAAACAAAGUGCUGUCACUCCGGAGGGCUUGGUCAAAAUGCCUCAAACCAACAAGUCAGCAAGCGGGGGCAGUGUGCCAGGACAAAUAUCUGCUCCCGAUCAGGGUGAGCCGCCGCCACAGGAGGCCAGGAACCAGGUGGCUGCUGGAGCUGUAGGUGGAGGAGCCGCUGCAGAAGACCAGGGAGACCCAGAGAUCAUCAAAUCACCCAGUGACCCGAAGAAAUACAGAUAUAUCGAGCUGACCAACGGCCUCCGAGCGCUCCUCAUCUCCGACUUCAGCGGGGCAGACGGGAAGGGAGGCGGUGAAAAGGCGGAGGACAAGGGAGACGCAGAGGACGCUGAGCAGGAGGAAGAGGAGGAAGGUGAGGAAGAAGGUGAUUCUGGCGAGGGGUCGGAGGAGGAUGAGGAGGAAGACGAAGAAGAAGAGCAGGACAGUGACUUUGAUGAGCUGGAUGAGGAGAACACAGGGAAGAAGAAGAGAGGGAGCUCCGAGAAGCAGGCGGCGGCUGCUCUGUGCAUCGGUGUGGGGAGCUUCAGUGACCCAGACGACCUGCCCGGCCUCGCCCACUUCCUGGAACACAUGGUGUUUAUGGGCAGUGAGAAAUACCCAGCGGAGAACGGUUUCGACGCCUUCCUGAAGAAGCACGGAGGAAGUGACAACGCCUCCACAGACUGCGAGAGGACCAUCUUCCAGUUCGACGUGCAGAGGAAGUAUUUCAGAGAGGCGCUCGACAGGUGGGCUCAGUUCUUCAUCUGUCCUCUGAUGAUAGAAGAUGCCAUCGACAGAGAGGUGGAGGCUGUGGACAGCGAGUACCAGUUAGCGAGGCCGUCUGACUCGCAUCGUAAGGAGAUGCUGUUUGGGAGUUUGGCUAAACCAGGACACCCUAUGAGCAAAUUCUGCUGGGGUAACGCUCAGACAUUAAAGCACGAGCCCAGAGAGAAACAGAUCAACACCUACCAGCGGCUCAGACAGUUCUGGAAGAGAUACUACUCUGCACAUUACAUGACGCUGGCUGUUCAAUCCAAAGAGACUCUGGACACUCUGGAGCAGUGGGUGAGAGAGAUCUUCAUCAAAGUUCCCAACAACGGUGAACCUCGACCCGACUUCUCUCACCUCCAGGAGCCGUUUGACACACCAGACUUCAACAAACUCUACAGAGUGGUUCCUGUGAGGAAGGUGCACGCUCUGACCAUCAGCUGGGCCGUACCGCCGCAGGGGAAGCACUACAGAGUGAAGCCUCUUCACUACAUCUCCUGGCUGAUCGGACACGAAGGAACCAACAGCAUCCUGUCUCUGCUCAGGAAGAAGUGCUGGGCUCUGGCUCUGUUUGGAGGAAACAGUGAGACGGGUUUCGACCAGAACACCACCUACUCCAUCUUCUCCAUCUCCAUCACCCUCACUGAUCAGGGCUACCAGAACUUCUACCAGGUGGUCCAGUUUGUGUUCCAGUACCUGAAGAUGCUCCAGUUUCUGGGCCCUCAGCAGAGGAUCUAUGAGGAAAUUCAGAAGAUAGAAGCCAACGAGUUCCACUAUCAGGAGCAGACGGAUCCCAUCGAGUUUGUGGAGAACAUCUGUGAGAACAUGCAGCUGUUUCCCAAAGAGGACUUCCUGACCGGAGACCAGCUCAUGUUUGAGUACGACCCGCAGGUGAUCAGUGCUGCUCUGUCCCUGCUGACUCCUGACAGAGCGAACCUGCUGCUGCUGUCACCAGAGAACGAAGGUCACUGCCCACUCAGAGAAAAAUGGUUCAGUACCUGCUACAGCAUGGAGGACAUCUCAGAGACGUGGGCUCAGCUCUGGGCAGAAGACUUGGAACUCAACCCUGAACUCCACCUUCCUGCUGAGAACAAGUUCAUCGCGACGGAUUUCACCCUGAAAACGUCCGACUGUCCGGACUCAGAGUUUCCUGUCCGGAUCACCAACACUGAGCGAGGCUGUCUGUGGUACAAAAAGGACAACAAGUUCAAGAUCCCGAAAGCCUAUAUUCGUUUCAACCUGAUCUCCCCAAUGAUUCAAAAGAGUCCUGAGAAUCUGGUGCUGUUUGACCUCUUUGUGAACAUCUUGGCUCACAACCUGGCAGAACCAGCCUACGAGGCCGACGUGGCUCAGCUGGAGUACAAGCUGGUGGCCGGAGAGCACGGCCUGGUGAUCCGACUGAAAGGUUUCAACCACAAACUGCCGCUGCUGUUGAAGCUGAUCGUGGAUCAUCUGGCAGAGUUCAGCGCUGAGCCGGGCGUCUUCACCAUGUUCUCUGAUCAGCUGAAGAAGACCUACUUCAACAUCCUCAUCAAACCUGAGAGACUCGGCAAAGACAUUCGUCUGUUGAUUCUGGAGCACUGUCGCUGGUCGGUCAUUCAGAAGUAUCAGGCCAUCAUGAAAGGUCUGACCGUCGACGACCUCCUGACCUUCGUCGGCGGGCUGAAGGCGGAGCUGUACACGGAGGGUCUGGUGCAGGGAAACUUCACCAGCACGGAGUCAAAGGAGUUUCUGCAGUACUUCAUCGAUAAGCUGCAGUUCCAGCCUCUGUCAGCAGAGGUCCCUGUGUUGUUCCGGGUGGUGGAGCUGCCUCAGAAGCAGCAUCUGUGUAAAGUCAAAUCUCUCAACAAAGGAGACGCCAACUCUGAGGUCACCGUCUACUACCAGUCGGGGCUGAAGAACCUCAGAGAACACGCUCUGAUGGAGCUGAUGGUGAUGCACAUGGAGGAGCCCUGCUUCGACUUCCUCAGGACGAAGGAGACUCUGGGGUACCAGGUGUACCCGACCUGCAGGAACACCUCAGGGGUGCUGGGUUUCUCCAUCACCGUGGAAACGCAGGCCACCAAGUUCAGCACAGAGUUUGUGGAGGCGAAGAUCGAGGAGUUCCUGGUCAGCUUCGGCGAGCGUCUGUCGAGUCUGAGCGAGGAGGCCUUCAGGUCCCAGGUGACGGCUCUCAUCAAGCUGAAGGAGUGCGAGGACGCCCACCUGGGAGAGGAAGUGGACCGGAACUGGUUUGAGGUGGUCACACAGCAGUACGUCUUCAAGCGGCUCAACAAGGAGAUCGAGGCCCUGAAGCUCUUCAGCCAGGAGGAGCUGGUCUCGUGGUUCCUGGAGCACAGAAACACCAGCAGCAGGAAGCUCAGCGUUCAUGUGGUCGGUUUCGGGGCGGAGGAGAACGACGCAGCGGAGCAGAGCGCCGCCGCCGGCCCCGACGGCGCCGACAACCCUCCGUCCUCGGCCUACGGCGAAGUGAGCGAGCUGACCUUCCUGACGGCCUCCUCGCCAUCGCUCCAGGACGUCACGCUCAUCACCGACAUCAGAGCGUUCACCUCCUCCCUCCCCCUCCACCCCUACCACAAAAUCCUCAGCUAGGUCAGCCUCACGGCGACGCGACAGGACGGAGAGUCAUGUGACGUCCUCGCCGUUUCUUUGGUCAGAGAUGAUCAUGUCACCGUGGAAACAGCUAAUCAGAGAGGACGCUGUUAGGGCGGACAGAAACGUGUGUUUAGUUAUUUUGUUUUACGUGAGUGGUUGUAAUAAUGCUGCAUUCACAUCCCGUGGGAAUAUUUUGUUUCGGCAGCGCAGAACCACUGUAGAUACGCUUAAAACGCUCCUGAAAAGUGACAAACCCAAAUCAUCAGUGUUAGAAAGCUGCUGACAGAGCGCAGCCUCUCCACGCCAGCUGGUCGCUCAGUCAGCUGGUCGCUCAGUCAGCUGGUCGCUCAGUCAGCUGGUCGCUCAGUCAGCUCGCCAUCAAUCAGCGGAUCAGCAGACAGCAGCGACUGCUCCUCUGAACAUUGAAGUUCUCCUGAACAUCAGUUUCGCUUCACGUUUCGCUCAGCGAGGCCUGAUCAGCUGCACGAUGAUCAACCCCAGAACACUCAACUCAGUGUGCACAGAAAACUACAGUCGUGGCGUCUCCGUAGAUUUAAAUGAGCCUGAAUGUGUCUGUUGUUGCUUUUAACUGUGAAAGGAUUUGUACGAUUAUUCCCCGGUGAAGUGAAUGCAGCGCGAUGACUCAGGGCUCUGGUUUAAAUUCAGUCUGUUAUGAAGAAGAAGAAGAGGAGGAGCAGAACUCCCACUUUAAUGUCGCUGCAGCCAGUAUCACUGAAAACUACUGUUUUUACUCCUGAGUUUAUAUUUGCGUGCUCGUACUGCUCUGACGGAGCCUGCAGAUAAAAUAUCACUGACGGUGAACGAGACUGUGACGUGUGGUCAGGAUGAAAGUCCACAGAAACAUUUUAAUUCCUUCAGUUUACAUUUCAAUUAAAAAUACCUUCAUUCAGUAAUACGUUGUAGUUCAGUUGUGUUUGAUUGUUCUGUCGUUGAGUUAUUAUAAUAAUUAUAGUUGUAAAAACAGAGACGACAGAUGAAACUGAAGCCUGUUUCAGUUCAUUGUGUCGAAGCUUAAACCAGGUCGUGGUGAUGAUGAUGACGAAGCUUCACUUGUCUUCGUUCGGUGUGACAGUUCAGUGAUGUGAUCAUUAGAAUGACGAGAAGAGACGAGGGACACCAGAAAGACGUCUUCAUUAGUCUGAGAACAUUAAUAACUGUGUUGUAAUAAAAGUUAUCUGAUAAUUUCAUGCAAAUCGUUCUUUAAACCAGCGACUCAAACGUUCCUCAAACACAAAGCACGAAGGUCGACUCUUCAUCGCUGCGUCGCUCCUUCGCGCUCCUCCUCACAGGUCAUUUGUCUGCUUGUUCGGCGGUUUUGUCCUCAGCUUGAAGCGGAGAGGUGCAGUGUGUCCUGAAGGUGGCGCCAGAGGGAAGGUCAUGUGACCAACGUCUCCUGCGCGGUGGUGAGAUUGACUCUACGUUGAAUUUAUAAGAUAGAAAAUGUUUUUCAGUGUCGUUGAAAACAUGAAUCACCCUGAAAAUCAAACCAAGAACUCGCUGCUGACGGGUCAUUAAAAGGAGGAAGUAUUCAGAUCAUUUACUGAAGUAAAAGUACUGAGACCACAGUAAAAGUACUGUUACAAGCUGAAGUCCUACAUUAAAAGUGUAUAAGUGGUUCAUGUCAAA